Messenger RNA from Ostrea edulis (European flat oyster), 996 nucleotides. Its product is annotated as scavenger receptor class F member 1-like. The transcript is spliced from 6 exons. Bases 50 to 730 code for a protein of 226 amino acids. NCBI's taxonomy places the organism in Eukaryota, Metazoa, Mollusca, Bivalvia, Ostreida, Ostreidae. The record is from RefSeq and is a predicted model, not a curated record. Gene Ontology annotation, molecular function: scavenger receptor activity.
AUGAAGAUGGCGUGAAAAGCGUUUUUAAAAAUGAAGAACUAGUGUUGAAAUGUUUGGAUCCUUACUGUCGCUGGCUUUAAUUUCAUUUUAUUCAAGAAAUGCUGCAUUUGGUUGCCCAGCCCAGAAUCAGUACGGAACUGAAUGUCGGAAUUGUUCAACAGCCUGUGAGAACGAACUCUGUAAUCCGGAGACAGGUGCUUGCUUAAGAUGUCACCCUGGAUUCACCGGCAACUUCUGUAAUCAAAGCUGUGCUGUGAACACUUAUGGUAAAGACUGCGUAAUGACUUGUGGAUUCUGUAAAGACGAGAGAACAUGCAAUCACAUACAUGGGAGUUGCGCAAAAGGGUGCACGGAAGGAUGGUUUGGAGAGAAAUGUGACAUCCCCUGUGAAUUUGGAUAUCAUGGUGUUGAUUGUAAUGAAGUAUGCAGUCUUAACUGUUUAUACCAGGAAUGCGACAGAUUUACAGGGAAUUGUACUUUCGGUUGUAUACCCGAAUAUCAAGGACCGAACUGUCAAACAAGGAGUUCACUUGAUUCGCAAUCCGCACUAGACGGGGCCAUCCUUGGAUACUCAGUGAAUGGAAUAUUCGUAUUCAUCAAUGUAGUACUUGGGGUUGUGUUUGGAUUAAAGUUCGUCAAACGGCAAAAUGAACGAAGACGCGUGGAACCUAUUGUAAUCACGAAGUCAGAAGGACCUACAAAACAGAUUGUGAGCAGUCUCGUUGUAUAGCCAUUACUGUGAUUUAAAGAAGCGCGCUUUCGUGCCAAGAAUAUCAACGAAAUGAAGAAGGCGAAAAUAGUGGAUGAAUAUUACUGAAGGUGAAAAUCAUGAGGCAGAGAAUCAUCAAAAUUUACAUUAAGCUAGACCUCUGUUUUAAAAAUAAUUGACUGAUCAUGCUGAUGUGAUAAACUUAGUAACUGUGUAAUCAGUGAUAAAAAUUUAUAAUUAUUUAUAUAUAUUCUAGCUAACGUCGCAUUUCUAUCUAACACGAUUGU